This is a messenger RNA of Pocillopora meandrina, 10306 nucleotides long. The record is from the annotation of a GenBank genome assembly. NCBI's taxonomy places the organism in Eukaryota, Metazoa, Cnidaria, Anthozoa, Scleractinia, Pocilloporidae.
ACUUUCUAUCGAAAUAAUGGCCCUUCCGCCGGCCAAGGAGGGUGAAAAGGGUUUAACACUUUGCCGUUUAUCAGGUUGGUGCUUGAACGUUCAUAUCACUGUAUACAUGGAUUCGCAUGAUCGAGCAUUGACACACGAAAGUGAAUACUCGUGUUCAUCUGUGGGUUAACGGCAUAUUUCAGAUGAGGAACACGUUAAAAAAUUUUGCGCGAUUUUGAUCCCAGAAUUAUAAUGCUAGGCUCAAGGAGUGAUGAGCUUGAUUACAUAUUUAAUCUUACUUAAUUUAAGAAAGAAAAAUUCAGAUAUAGGAAAUAACACAUUCGUACGCAUGCUAGAAUGCUCUGUGAAUAUGCAUGAGUAUUUCGGCUUCAUGAUCCGGAAGGUGAAAUAGGGAAAAAUUAAAAACUCGCCUUGAAACGUUCAAGUAUCUGAGUUUUGUGUCCCUGUUUGGGAAUAAUUCAAUUCAAAAGGACCUUGAUUGCUUUUCUCACUCGUGAACAACUUAGUUAUUUAUUCUUUCACCCUAAAACUCUCAAGGUCUGAUAGUUAAUUCUCCCCGUUAGCUGCUACACGAUUCCUUGAAAAUUAGAAAGAAGAAUUUGUUGUUAGAUCAAGAGAAUAACCACUUGAUAAGUUUUAGUUGUCUCAUCACCUGUUUGCUGGAUAAUUUACAUUCUGUAUGGAUAUUACUAUAAGGAGAAGUUACUUGUUAAUCACUUUUGGGAAUUAAAGGGAUAAUUUAUGAAGUUAUUUUCCAAGUUUCUCAUUUACUUAAUCGGUAAACAUCCAACUCAGAACUGUGUAUCAUAUCUGACAGAGAAAUUGGAGCAAGUUUUGUAGAACAUCAGCCUUGUAUCUGUGCUCUGAUGAAUCAAAGAUGGGAAAUUGUAGAAAUAUGUUGACAGAAUUUUGAUUAAUCAGCCCUUUCACUCCCAAGACCUUAUAAGUAAUUCUCCAGAUUGUCUGUCGUACAAUUUUUGAGAUUUUAUUUUGGAGAAUUUGAUAUUGGAUCAACUAAUAAUCCCAUAAUUGAUAUUUUCUUUUUUUUCAACACUUGUCAGCUUUAGGUUGUAUUAAUUUAUACUGUAAGGAGAAAUUCUGUCCUGGUCACUCAUGGGAGUUUAAGGGUUAGCAAGGAAGGGGCACAGAAUUUGAGUAAAGUGGUCACUGUAGUAUUUUUUGUUUUCCAUAUGCAGCACCAACCUCUCUUCGAUUUGAGCCUGUUGGUCGAUGGUAUGAAGCAAAUAUUCGCCGCCGUCAGCAUGGCUUGUCUUCGCAUCACAGUAGCUCCAGUGCUAGUUCGAGUGCUGGCUCUGAAGCAGGUUUUUCUUCAGAUGAAGAAGAUCAUAAUUUUCUUCUCACCUUAGAUCCUACAGACUGUAAGGUAAAUGUUCAAAAAAGUCUUCCAUUAAAAUAAGAUUGUUUCUACAUGAAUAUGUUUAGAAGUCUUUGCACUUCUUUGAUUGCUUUCGAGGAUGUUAAAGUUGAGGUUUUGUAUUGAUAAAUAAGUCUUAUAUGUAACUUGUAAAUCUUUUGUCAGUUUCUGUAAUCAUGUGAUACACUCAGCCCCUAGUCUUGUAAGAGCCUUGUCUGCCUUCAUUUAUUACAGGAACUGUAUCUUUUAGCUAUUGGCACGCAUUUUAGAGCACACAAUAAAUUACAUUGUACUUACAGCAGUUAAACCUCACUUGUCUUAGCACCAGGAUCAUUACAAGGUUUUAGGACUUGGCAAACUCAGACAUAAGGCUACUGCUGCAGACAUCAAGAAGGCAUGUAAGUAUCACUUUGAAGCAAAAAAAGUGUACCUACAGGUGUCACAUUAUAACUAAUGCAUAGAAAAGGGAACUAAAUGUAUGUAGCUUACUAAUUGCUCUUUGUAUUUUGAAGAAAGUUAAUUUUGGAACCCAUAGUGCUGUAAACUGCAUAAUAGGGCGCAACUUUUAACCCUUUCACUCCCACAAGUGACCAAGACAGAAUUUCUCCUUACAAUAUCAAUACAAUAUCAAGCAGGCAGGUGAUGAGAAUAGAGAAGAAUAUCAAUUAUGGGAUUAUUAGUGGAUCCAAUACCAAAUUCUCUGAACUAAUGUCAUAAGAAUUGUAUGGCAGAUAGUAAGGAGAAUUACUAAUUAGAUCUUGUGAGUGAAAGGGUUAAGUAACUCAUUAUCAAAAUAUGGUAAGAACAAACAUUGGCAUAUGAGGUGCUGCUAAGAGUUGCAGAUGUUUUUACCCUAUUUUGAUGUCUUCUGCAUUCUAUUACUGUACACACCCACAGUAACAAGAAAUCUAGGAGAAUUAAUGAUGAGAUCUAAAAGAGGGGACUUCAAAGAGUUAAGAUCAGGAACUAAACUAUGCUGUACCUUCUUCCUAUGUUGAAUUCUGCUUGUUAGUCAGGAAGAUGGUGCUUAAACAUCAUCCAGACAAGAAGACCAAAAAGGAAGAACCUUCUAAGAAGAACUUUUCUGAUGAGGAUCUGUUUGCAUGCAUCACUGCUGCAAAUGAUGUCCUAAGCAGCAAAGAGAAGCGGCGAGCUUAUGAUAGUGUGGAUCCAAUGUUUGAUGAUACCAUCCCUUCAGUAAAUGCCAACUCGAGAAGUAAUUUUUUCGAAGUUUUUGGCCCAGUGUUUGAGAGAAAUGCCAGGUAAAAUUCUUAGCAUUGUUGUAUUUUCUUCUCUUGUCCAUUGAAGUUGCAUUCAGUUCGGCUUUUAAUUUACAUACACAGGAAUAAAAUUUUCUUCCAGCUCUAGACUAAGUAAACUGUAAGGUUUCUUCAGGCACAAAUUUAAGUGCAUCUUCAGGCAUAUAUGUUCUCACAGAGGGCUUCUUGAACUACAAGUUAUAGAUGUGAAUAAUCAUGUGAUUGCAUUUUUUUUUAGAAUCAGAAAAGGUAGAGAGUGGCUGGAUUUGAGUUUGUGUCGUUUGUGAAAUUAAAAUAUUUUAACAGAGGUUUCUGUGUCGUAAAGUUGCAUGUCAAGCACUUUGUUCUUUGCUUUGAUUUUAAGUACAAGAAAAAAUUGGUUCCUUGAAACUACAGAUAGAGAUCUUUGGAAAGUUCUUUUGUCUCCAGCCUAGAUUCUCAAUCCUUGAUUCUGGAUAGUUUCGAGGAUCAAGGAUCAAGGAUCAAGUUUUGAGUCCAAACUGUCAAAUCACUUUUGAGUGAUGCUGUAUGCUUGAAGUGUCAGCAGUUGAUCAACAAUUACUCUUCACCUUCCAUUGUAUGAUUGAGUCUAUUGUUCUCUGUUUUUUUGUUGCAGAUGGUCCAAAGUUCAACCUGUCCCACCAUUAGGAAAUGUAAAUUCAACGUUCGAAGAAGUCGAUAAUUUUUAUAGCUUUUGGUAAGAUUUUACUUGUGUUGUAGUCCUAGUAUGAAAUUUAAAAAGAAGGUGACUACAUAAAAACCUAACUACAGAAAACCAUGGAUUGAGCAGAAGCAGUUUUUGAUCGGUUCUCCCUUAUCUAUGAUCCAUUGACAGACAGAUUUAUUUUCAUGUUUAUCUACCAGGUAUAAUUUUGAUUCAUGGAGAGAAUAUUCUUACCUAGAUGAAGAGGAGAAGGAAAAAGGGGAGAAGUAAGUUGUAUAUUUAUAUGAUUUAAAAGCAAAUUUUAGCCAAUACGCUUAUGAUUUCUUUUCAUGCAUUUCUUUUGAGAGUAGUUUUGAGAAUAUGGAAUAAACAAAGAUCUUUCCCUUUUUGAUGGGUUAAUUUGCUCUGUUACAUCAACCUUUUACACCUGAACAUCAGCAUGCAAAUUCUCCGUAGUUUUCUCUAUACAUUUCGUUAGGCAUAAUUAAGGAAUUUGCCAUGACCUUAACCCUCUAACCCCUGAGAGUGACCAGCAUCAAAAUUCUCCUCACAAUAUUACCAUUGAGUCACACAUUAAUGUCAUGAGAAUAAAGGAAAUGAUCACCAACUAAAGAAACUCUUGAUUGUUAGACAAAUUCUCCUUGUCAGCACCUUAGUAAAUGCAUAGAGAACAGUGUGGAGAAUAUAGAUACUGAUGUUAAGGUGUAAAGGGUAAAUGUUUGAUUAGGGGUGAAAAGAAAGGGAGAGUAUAGUUGUAAGUCACCUUUAAGAAUUAAUGAGUGUUUUGUAGGACCAAUCGUAUAAGACUUACAAUUCAUGUAGGGAUUAAUAACAAAUUCAACUAAAUUUUUAUCUUUGUUUACUUAAGGGCUUGCCAUGGUUAAAUGUUGGCACAGUUUUGGACAGUUUCCAUAGUCAGUUUACAUGAAAAUUUUUUACUCUUGAAUUGUGCCUUGCAAAAAGCGUAUGAAAAGCAUUUGAUGAGUGUAAAAAAAUCAUCCCUUUGAAAGAGUGUCUUUACAUGCUUUUCAACUACAGUAGAUCUUGAAGCCAUUUUGUGAAAAUUGGACUCACGCAUGCGCUAACGGCCUCGACAGCGAUUUGUGACGUAAAAUGAACGACCCCAAGAACAUAGCUCCUAAGUAAUACCUAAGGAUGAUUUGACGAACUAAUGAUCUGCAAGUAUCUAAAGUUGUGUUAAUGUUUGUUUACAGUCGUGAUGAGAGGCGCUGGAUUGAAAAACAAAACAAAGUUAUGAGACAAAGGAGGAAAAAAGAAGAAGUUGCUCGAAUAAGGACUUUAGUAGGUAAAUGCUCACUAUGGUAACCUUAAUUAUUCAUCAUAGUUUAAUUUAUGUCAUAAAUUAUGAUAAUUUAUUUAAUUAUCUUUGUCGCGGUUGUCAUUUUAAUGCAAAAUUUGUUAAAAGUAUGUGAAGCGAUGUGAAGCUCAUUAACAUUUGGAAUGAUUUGAGGAAAUGGUGUAAAACGAUCAAGCUGGAUGAGAAAUUUGCGAAAUUAAGGCGCGGCAAGUACAUUUUUAUGUACAUCUAAUACUUUAAGUAAAGCUUUCAACAAAAUGCAGUUUUAAAGGCUAAUUAGAAUUUAACGUAGAAACUCAUAAUACUUUUUUCAAGGUCUAAAAUUCAACAAUAAAAUGUUUAGUUUUCUACGAAAGCUUGAUUAGUUUUCAAGCACAACAUUCAAAUAAAGAAAAUGGAGAACGCAAUCACAUUCACUGUUGUUAUCAGAGAAGAACAGCUCAUUGUCAAAUAAUUAUCAUUUUGUGCUUUUUUUAACGUAUGCGUAUUUCCCUUUGUUGCAGAUAACACUUACGCUUGUGAUUUUAGAAUAAAGAAAUUCAAAGACGAAGAAAAAGAAAAGAAACUUGCCGAAAAGAGAGCGAAAGAAGAGGCGGCCCGGGCGGCUGCUGAAGAGAAAGAACGAGUCAGUGAAAGUUUUACCUCUCUCUUCUCUGUAUUAGCACUUUUUGGUUCUUUAACAGUAAUUUUCAAUUGAGUUUAGAAAAUACUCUUGUAUUGCUUCGGUUUCGUUUUACUUCGCUCUAUGAUUGGUCCAGAAAUCUCGUGCCAUCCUCUCAACCAAUCAAAUGCACAACUGAAAACUAAACGCUAUUUGGUCACCUGCGUUUUCCCGCGCUUCGGGCAACUUGCUCCUUGUAGUGAAGUUCUCAUUGGUUCCCUUUGAUGUUUGCUUUGUUCUGAUUGGCUGUUAAGAUUACUUUGGUUCUAGUUUUGUGAGACUCUGUCAAAAAGCGCGUCCAAUUUUUCAUAUUUAUUUCAUGUGAACUUUAUAAACAUGCUUUGCUCACCGCUGACGUGCAGUUACUAAUUCUUUGGCUCAUCAGCAAAGACUUGAAGUCCUAGAAAAUGAAAGGAAAUUGAGAGAAAAAGAAGAGCAAGAAGCAAGAGAAAAGGUAGGAAAAAAUUCCUAUCUCGCUUUUUAGCUCCCUAACAAAACGGAUAAUAUGAUGGAAAUGUUCAUGUUAAAUAGUUUAGUUUCCAGGAUUACUAUUUAUCUCUUGGAAGUGCAACAAGAGAGACCCUGGGAAGGACAACACUAAAAAGUUUAUUGCCAGGGUCUGGUGAAUGGGGGCAUAGGGCAAGCGAUACACUAGUUCCCAUUCUCCUUUUCAAGUUCUAAGAGAUUGAACGAUCUAAAGUUUCACUUAUUUUGCCUUUCAUUCUAUCUCAGGCGCAGGCAGCCAAAGUAGAGAAAACAAAAAUGAAGAAUUUAAUGAAGAAGGAAAGAAAAACGAUACGAGCUGUAAUAAAGGUAGGGCUUCACUCGAAAGUUUUUCAGUUUUGCUUCCAGGUUGUUACGAUGUCUGUUUGAAUUUUGAAAAACGUGUUAGCUCACUUGCAAAGCGCCGGACUGCCCCUGCAGAAGGUCAGAUCCAGGCCCCAGACCGGACCAACACUCAUGGUCUUAAAAUGACUAAGGAAAAUGUGCUGCCUUUGCCAUGACAUUCAUACAUGGUUAGACAUUCUAGUAUUUUCGGAUAAGGACAAUCAAGUGUCGACCACUUUUCCUGCAUCUUUUCUGAACUACUCAGCAAGGGACGUCAAAGAAUCCACUCGCACUUCUCGCAAAGAGAAGGGAAUAAGCCAACCCUGUACCUUGACAAGUCAGGCCCCCAUUUAAACCAGCUUUAAAGCUGAACUGGGCCAGCCUGUCUAGAUAAAUAAAUAAUUUAUUUUGGUCUCUCUGUUCCUAGAAUUAUAAUUAUUUUGUUCAAGACGAAGAAUCGAGAAUACGUGAAAUGGAAGUUAUGGACAGACUACUUGAAGUUAUUUCACUGGAAAGGUGACACUUUAGAUGGAAGUUGUCAGUGACGAUUUUUGUGUCUGUUCGUGACGUUAAACCUUUUAUAACUUUCAGCUUUUCGCUUUUAUAGCUUACAGUCCUUUAGAGAAGGCAUCGAAAAGGCUCAGUCAAAGGACGAAGUAAAAGAAGUUUACGAGAAAGAGGUAUGAUAACGUACUCUAUGGCUUUUAUUUUAUAUUUGCAUCAGAAGGAGACUAAAGAAUCUACUACAGGGGUCUACUUUGUGUUGGUUCACGUCCUAAUUUGCUUUCACCCGUUGUCAUUUAUCUUUAUUUGAAUGUCUUCUCAGAUGGAACAAAUGAGAGAAAAAAUGAGACAAGAAGCUAAUGCGGAAACAAAACAGAGCUCAAAGAACAAAGAAAACGAUGAAAUGGCCAGCGACGAUUGGACAGAGGAUCAAACUCAGCUUCUUAUUAAAGCCGUCAAUCUCUUUCCAGCGGGAACCGCCUCAAGGUUUUAUGAGAAAAGUCUAAACGUAACGUAGAUAUUGAUUGAAGAAAUGUAAAAUGGUUUCCGUGUUUACAUAGCCUGAUGCUUCACGUCGUGGUUUCCAGCUUAUCUCGUGUUCUCCCAACCUCCCGCGCGUUUACAUCAGGUUAUGUAAACACGGAAACCAUUUUACAUUUCUUUUAUAAAAUAACUAAUGAAAGAGGAACGAAAACCGUGAAACGAAACGAAACGAAACGAAAACCGUGUUUACAUACGCUCAUAUAAAAUGGUUUUAUGGCCAAUCAGAGCGCGCGUACUAUUUGAAUUAUUUUAUAAAGAUUAAUUUUUAAUUGAGUGUCGAAAGUAAUCGGAGACUGCGUUGGUCUUGCUUUAACUCGCUCUGUGAUUGGUGCAGAAUACUCGCGUCACUCUGUCAACCAAUCAGAUGCAAAAUUGACACCAAUCACGACUUGGUCGCCCGCGUUUUCCCGCGCUUUAGGAAGUUUAAUUUUUAUUUUGAGUUCUCAUUGGCGCCCAAAAGUAUUUCCUUUCCUUUGAUUGGCUCUUGUGAUUACUUUUGUUUUGUUUUACAACGCUCAAAAUUCCUACAGCCAGGAUACGAAUAUUUUUUGCGAAUUUCAUUGAACGCAAAGUUUCAUGUAAGCAAUUAAGUCGUGAAUGCUUAAAAUUUAUGCGUUGCAUUUAAAAUAGUCAGAGGGAAUCUGACUUUUUUGACUGUUUGUUCUUCUUUUUGUUCGCUAUCAGGUGGAAAGUGAUCGCAGAUUAUGUCAACAUGCACGCUAAAACUGGAACCCUACGAGAUUCCAAACACGUGAUCAAAAAAGUGAAGAACUUACAGAAGCUAGGUUUGUAGCACUCAAUUUAUUCAGUUAUUCAUUUCUUUUGAGGUAAAACAGUUCUAACGCAGGAAAUUUGGUUUUUAUCAACUGAGUUUAUGAUCUAAAUUGGCCUCGUCAAGACUCUAGAGAGGUGAUGUUUUGAUCUUUAGCUGUUCGUUAGCCCUCGCUUUCCGCUCAGACAACGAGCGUCAGCCUUUGAAACUCUGCCAUUUAACAUUGUAAACUCAGUUGAUGAAACCAAAUUAGCUUGCAAUAUCCCCAGUGACGCAACACCACAGUUUCUUCAGGAACUGACUCCCUCUAACCCAGGAAAUGUUUUCCAACAGACCCAACACUGAAACAGGAAGUGAAUCGAAACGCAUUCGCGAAAUUUGACAAAGAUCACCAUCAUGGAAAAGCUUCUGCAUCGGCGGAGCCUAAUCUAACAGUGAGAUACGAUGGUUAGUGGUUGAUCUUUAAAAUAAUUACCGAUUUCCCUUUUAACGACUUGAAUUACGAAUUGCUAGCUUAUGCAUCUGAUUGUUGAUGUUACACAAAGAUAGUUACACAAUAAAAUUAAGACAUGUUUGUCACGCCGGAUAAUUACGAGUUAUAAGCCUCACUCGCGCAGUUUAAAGAAGCUAUGUUACUUUAGGUCACGUUAUGGAAGCAAUAUUUCAUACUUGGUCACGCAGGUCACGCCAUGAAAGCAUAGUAUCAUACUAGGUCACGCAGUCAAAGGAUAACGCUUGAUAAAUAUGUGUCAGUCAUUUAACGCUUGGUCUUUGCAGGUCACUCACCUUUUGUUUUGAAACUAUUACGGAUUCCAACUGUCAUCAUCACACCAAAACAAUCCUAUUUUCUGAUUUUCUCUUUAUCAACUAAUCAGAUUCGACCUGGUCAUUCGCGUUUUUCCACGCUUUAGGCAGCUGCGUUUUCCCGCGCUUUAGGCAGGCGCGUUUUCCCGCGCUUUAGGCAGGCGCGUUUUCCAGCGCUUUAGGCAGGCCUUUUCCUCAUCUUUAAGUUCUCGUUGGCUCUUUUUGAUAUAUUCUUUUGUUCCAAUGAGCUGUUGUUAAUUAGUUUGUUUUUGCUUUCACUCUGAAAUGUUACAAUGACACUCAUGUUCAUGAUUUUUUCCUUCUGAUGUUUAAGCAAGCCAAUCUGGUGACGCUGCUCAGCAAACGUCUGCAUGGACCUCGGAGGAGCAACGAGUAAGAUUUUUUAAAAGAACGAAAACAAUAAUUUUCAGUCCCUUGUAGUUCAAAGAAUGCUUAUAGCUAUUUACAGUUAGAUUUGAAGCUAAAUUUUUGUCCUGAAAUUUUUAUGGUUUUGGUCUUUUGACACUCAGUGGAAAAUUGCUCUGAUAAUAAUCGAAUCCUUGUUAAUUAUACUAACAUUUUUGUUUUGCAAAUCUAUUUUCUAGCUUUUAGAGAAUGCUCUGCGUACAUACCCCACUAGCACACCAGAAAGAUGGGAAAGAAUCGCUGAAGCGGUCCCUGGACGAACAAAAAAGGAAUGCAUGAAAAGAUACAAGGUCUGGCUCAUGAAAAACAAUUUUGUCUAUUCACAUGUUUAAAGUCGUUGUUCUUUCGUAUUAAUCGUGUAGGGUUCGAUAUAAGUUCUUUGAACAAAGUAAUGCAAUCGGCGAAUCACACCAGGGCAAGUAACACCAAGCAAAGCGCGGGAAUUCGUCGCGUGUGGUCAAACGUGACCGACACAAAGCGCGGGAAUUCAGCGCGUGUGGUCAAGUAGCGAUUGGUUAAGGCUCUUCUUGUUCUUCAUCUGAUUGGUUUAAAAGUAGUGCCAAUUUUGUAAGCCAAUCACAUAGAAUCAAAUCAAUUUGCUGUUCUUGAAUCUGUACUCGAACAAUCCAGUAUCCUCUUUGACUUUAUCUUUCGGUCUAUGAAAUUAAUUCUUGUUUUAUGGUCUCUAAUUUAACUGCUCAGUGCAGUUGGAACACAAUUGUCAUUUAAGCUAACUUUUUAUUUCACUGCACCCUUGUAGUCUACUUUUUAUGCAAUCAGGACCUAUUAAUGCUUCUCUGGACAUGCUGUUUAGUACAUUAGAGAGUAGACUACGAGACGUCCCUAAUUUUCGGGGAAGUCCGUCGCGGGAGUCAAAAAAACUAGCGAAAAUAAAACGCGCGGAACUCUGGGAGUACACCUCGUUCUCAGAUUUCUACGCGGCGCACUAGACCCAUGUGUUUUUUUUUUCGACUCGCGCCGCUGACUUCGCCGAAAGGAAGAACUGCUCGUCUAAUCAAAGAGUGAUUAUAUGUUUGUUUGUUUGUCUUUUGCUAACUUGUAGGACCUGGUUGAGAUGGUAAAAGCCAAGAAAGCAGCUCAAAGCAAAGGAAAAGCCGCGUAACACCAACUAUGAGAAUCAAGCUGCCAAAU